Sclerotinia sclerotiorum 1980 UF-70 is the source of this 474-nucleotide messenger RNA. RefSeq lists its product as hypothetical. NCBI's taxonomy places the organism in Eukaryota, Fungi, Ascomycota, Leotiomycetes, Helotiales, Sclerotiniaceae. The record is from RefSeq and is a predicted model, not a curated record. The transcript has 3 exons. The coding region runs from base 1 to 474 and encodes 157 amino acids.
AUGGACUUAUCCUCGGACGCGGAUCUGCAAUAUCGUUUAGAUCGUCGCUCUGAUCAUCACAGAAGGGGAAAUAUCCCAUCUGCAUCUCUUUCCAAUGCCACGGACUCGGGAAUCGGCUCGGCUUCUGUUGCUUUUGCGUCGGAUGCGCAUUUUGUAAAUGAGGAUGAGGAUGAGAAUGCCGAUUUUCAUUUGUCAAGAACUGAUGAAAAAAUUCAAAAUCUCGAACAGCCUCCCUCCCAAUCGUUCCGGAAUGCCCAUGAUAGUCUCAGCCCUGAUGCCAAUCAUCCGGAUGAGGAUGGAGCUGAUAAUGAUCAGACGAAGGGACAGAAGAAAGUAAAAGCUCCGAGGUUGUAUCAUAAGAAAUCGAGGAAUGGGUGUCAGAGAUGUAAGGCGAGACGUGUCAAAAGAAAGUUCUCUGACCAAAUGAUUUUUCUUUCAUCGUUUCGCAAUUAUGGGUUUACUUUUGCAUUGUGA